Lampris incognitus (smalleye Pacific opah) is the source of this 1335-nucleotide messenger RNA. RefSeq names its product N-acetyllactosaminide beta-1,3-N-acetylglucosaminyltransferase 2. Bases 1 to 1335 code for a protein of 444 amino acids. Gene Ontology annotation, cellular component: membrane. Lineage: Eukaryota; Metazoa; Chordata; Actinopteri; Lampriformes; Lampridae. Gene Ontology annotation, molecular function: hexosyltransferase activity. The transcript has a single exon. The record is from RefSeq and is a predicted model, not a curated record.
AUGGCCCGCUGCAGGUGCAACGGGAAACUGCUGUGCAUGUGCCUCCUGCCGUGCAUGAUGACCGGCCACCUCCUCAUCUACGUCAUGGUGUCCAUAUUCGUCACCAUCUCCUACACUCCGCCCCAGAUUAUAGUUCACUACAUUGCCCCGGGCGCCUCCACCAACUCCGAGGCUCUGGCCCGUCAUCCGAUGGGGCCUUUCUGGAACCUUCGCCUGGAAGAGAGCGCCCUGUGGAACCGGCUGCAGCAUGUUUGGGACCGCCAGCACAACCCCAUACUGAGAGGAAACACCAGCGCCACAAAGGUGCCCAAAACCAAACUCUCCCCACUGGUCAAGGAGGCGUGCUCCUCGGACCCGUACAAGUGUUUAGCCCCUCGGCUGAGUGACUUCGACAGUCUGCCGGAGCAAAUGAGGGCGUUUGUCCUUUCCAUGCACUGCCGGGAAUACCCGCUCCUUAUCAACCAGCCCGGGAUGUGCAGCGGCAACAGGACGUUUGGCCUGGACAACCCCAUGCUCCUGAUCGCAGUCAAAUCCCAGGUGGGCAACUUUGAAAACAGGCAGGCCAUCCGGGAAACGUGGGGACGAAGUGGCUUUGUGAGGGGAGAAAUAAACAGGAGAGGCGGACUGGUGCGUACGGUUUUCCUGCUGGGGCGGCAGGAUUCAAGCACGGGUCCCUACCCAGACCUCAACAGACUCCUGGAGCUGGAGAACCAGCAGUUCAGCGACAUCCUCCAGUGGGACUUCAGGGACACGUUCUUCAACCUGACCCUUAAGGACUUGCUGUUCUGGCACUGGCUGCAGGAGCACUGCCCCUCGGCCGUCUUCAUCUUCAAAGGGGAUGAUGACGUCUUUGUCCGUACGGGCGCCCUCCUGGACUACCUGCACAAGCAGUGGGAGGAGCACAACAUGUGGCGAGCCAGCAGGAACGAGACAGAGGCGUUGAUGGAUUUGAUCGUGGGGGACGUGAUCAGCAACGCCAAGCCCAACCGCGAGCCGACGGUCAAAUACUACAUCCCCGAGAGUUUCUACAAGGGCGUGUACCCGCCUUACGCCGGAGGAGGAGGGGUGGUGUACUCCGGUUCGCUGGCUCUGCGUCUGAGGGAGGUGUCCGACAGGGUGCAACUCUUCCCCAUCGACGACGUGUACCUGGGCAUGUGUCUGCACAGACUGGGACUGUCCCCCAGGCACCACCCGGGCUUUUUGACCUUUGACCUCCCAGAAGCGGAGAAGGACAAGCCGUGUGCCUACAGAUCGGUUCUGCUGGUUCACAAGCGGAGUCCAAAGGAAAUGCUGGCGCUGUGGCGGCGGCUGCAAACCUCGCGGGCUCGAUGCUGA